AUGCCUACGGAGGUUACAUCAAAGCGACAAGUCACCCGCAGACGGGAGGUUGUCGAGAUACCCAAACUGAAAACGCGUGACCCACGUUUCGACCCCUUGGCGGGAAAACUGAACGAAGCGCUUUUCAACACAUCCUACGGUUUCAUUCGGGAGUACGAGGAGAGCGAGAUCGAACUGCUCCGAAAGCAGAUCGUAACCACAAAAGAUCCCAAGGCAAAGGAGAGGCUUACGAACACGUUGCAGAGCAUGACGUCUCGGAUACAAACACGGAAAGCGAAGGAGAAGCGACAAGAGAUGUUGCGGGAAUGGAAGAAGACGGAGAGAGCCGCUGUGGCUCAAGGGAAGAAGCCAUGGCAGCUGAAGAAGUCCGACAUCAAGAAGAUGGAGCUGGUAGAAAAGUACAAGUCCAUGAAAGAGAAGGAUAUCGACAAGCUUCUCGAAAAGCGGAGGAAGAAGAAUGCUGCAAAGGAGAGGCGCUUCUUGCCUUACAACCGUCGGUCCGCCGCUUGA
Messenger RNA from Fimicolochytrium jonesii, 510 nucleotides. RefSeq lists its product as uncharacterized. Lineage: Eukaryota; Fungi; Chytridiomycota; Chytridiomycetes; Spizellomycetales; Powellomycetaceae. Bases 1 to 510 code for a protein of 169 amino acids. The transcript has 4 exons. The record is from RefSeq and is a predicted model, not a curated record. Gene Ontology annotation, cellular component: 90S preribosome; nucleolus. Gene Ontology annotation, biological process: maturation of SSU-rRNA from tricistronic rRNA transcript (SSU-rRNA, 5.8S rRNA, LSU-rRNA).